This is a messenger RNA of Thamnophis sirtalis, 2036 nucleotides long. NCBI's taxonomy places the organism in Eukaryota, Metazoa, Chordata, Lepidosauria, Squamata, Natricidae. The record is from RefSeq and is a predicted model, not a curated record.
GCGGCGGCGGAGGGGAGAACUCCGCCAUGGGCUGCCCGGGGACCCGCCCGCUCUCCGUCCCGAUGCUGCUGCUGCUGCUGCUGCCGCUCCUCCUGGUCAACGGGGAGCAGCGAGCCGAGCUGCUGAGCCCCUUUUUCGGCACCAAAUCCCGCUACGAGGAGCUGCACCCGCACCUCCUCCGGGACCCGCUGUCGCUCGGGCGGCCGCUCUCGGGUUUCCCGCUGCCGCCGGCUUCCUGCACCCCGCUCCAGCUCAGCGCCGUGGUCCGCCACGGCACGCGCUUCCCCACCCGCAAGCAGAUCGAGAAGCUGGCGCGCCUGCACGGCCUCCUCCUCCGACGGGGAGACGGCAGCGGCGGCGGCGGGCGCUGCUCGGUGGCGGAGCGCCUGUCGGGAUGGGAGAUGUGGUACCAGCCGGAGGUGGACGGGAAGCUGGCGCCCAAGGGCUCCCGCGACAUGAGCUCUCUGGCGAAGCGCCUGGCCUCCCGCUUCCCCAGCUUGCUGGCUCCCGGUCGGCGCCUGGCCUUCACCAGCAGCUCCAAGCACCGGUGCGUGGAGAGCAGCGACGCCUUCCGAGAAGGGCUCCGCCAGGCGCUCUACGGGCGGAUGAGCGAGGGCAGGAAAAACGGUGAGUUUGGCCCCACCACCACCAGGCUCUUCCCCAAUGCUUGGCCGUGGGUAAUAGCUAUAGUUCAUGAAAGGUCAAAACCUAUUUCUUCGCCGGUGAUCAUCCAAUUUGGACACGCAGAGACUCUUCAGCCACUUCUCUCACUCAUGGGCUAUUUUAAAGACAAAGUGCCUCUUAACGCCAGCAACUAUCGCCAUCAGUCGAAACGCAAGUUCCGUACCGGCCGUAUCGUCCCUUAUGCCGCCAACCUGUUAUUUGUGCUUUAUCAUUGUGAGCAGGCUAAGUCUCCUAAAGACGAGUAUAAGGUUCAGAUUCUUCUCAACGAGAAACUCCUGCCUUUUACGUACUCGGGGAAAAAAGUUUCUUUGUACAGCAAACUGAAAAACCAUUACCAAUUUUCCCUUCAGAAUUGUGAGUUUGCCAAAGUGUGCAGUAUCGAUGAAAAAUGUCCUCGCAUUAAUUCGUGAUAAAGGAACAUCAAAAAGAUCACCAAUGUUUCGGCGUCUGCAUAUUUUUUGGCAAAUAGCAAUAUUUUUGUUUGGGGUUGUUAAGACUUGGUGCACUGCCGAUGCUGCGGUGUUUAAAAAAAGUCCUUAAAUGUACAUUUGCAAUUUUUAAUAGCGGCAUCAAACUUGGAGCCUUGAAAGAAAGGCAUUACCGGAUAUUUCCAAAGCUUGAAACAAACAGAUGAAGUUGCUCUGUUCAUGAAAAAUAACUCACUCUCUCUCUCUCUCUCCCGUUCCUAAAUCAGGAACGAUUGAAAAGUAAUGAUGUGCUCUCCCACAUUCAGCGUACUCCAUUGUGCUGGCUGCGAUCUACUGUGAAUAGUUCCAGAGUUAAUGAAAAUGAAAAAUGGUUGCUGGAAUGCUACCUUCUAAAAAAAGCGGGGGGGGGGGUGGAUUUCAACAAAUAUUUCUUACUUUCACUUCCAAGGGACUUUCACGUAUUCCUGUUAAUCUCAGGGGAUUUUUGAGGCCUUGUGAAUUGCCUAUUGCCUAUUUAUUUCUCUGUAUUCCAUUUCAAAGGUUGAGCAUACAUUUGGGCAGUACAGUGGUAAUUUAUUUCUAAUGGUAAGACUUUAUCCAGUAAUAAUGUUCAUCUUCUAGAACCAGAAAAAGAAGGCUUGUGAACUUGCCAUUUGGACAAAGGCCCUUUCAGUAUUUAACUAUUCCAAUUGUCUUUCUUCUGUAUUCAUAUUGAAGGUGAAGAUUUAGAGGAUUUCAUUCCAGAUCCAAAAAGAUAAAGUCAUUAGUGUGCAUCCAAAACCUGAAAAAUGACCUGGAAUUGAAUCUGUUUUAGGUGUGAAAGAGAGGAAUGAGAAAUGUCUUACCAUUCUAACUCGGAAACAUCAUUUCAAACUUCCAAAUACAACAUCAGCCUUUUGAAAUAAAAUCUAUUUUGCUUGUGUA